UUUUGGUCCACAGGUACCAAGUGUUGUUUUUCGUAGUGACGUACGCAGUCCCAAUGCUGGGCAUGACGUUCUUCUACUCGGCGAUGGGCCGCGUGCUGUGGGGGUCGCGGUCCAUAGGGGAGCUAACGCAGCGGCAGAUAGACUCCAUCCGGUCGAAGCGGAAGGUUGUGAAGAUGUUCAUAUUAGUGAUAGUGAUCUUCGGCAUCUGCUGGUUGCCAUACCAGUCGUACUUCAUCUACACCCACUUCAACCCGUCUAUCAUGUACAAGAAGUACGUGCAGCACGUCUAUCUGGGCUUCUACUGGCUAGCCAUGGCCAACGCCAUGGUCAACCCGAUCAUAUACUAUUGGAUGAACGCGAAGUUCAGGACAUACUUCCGCACGGCCAUGUGCGGGUGGCGCGACGCCCUGCGCCGGCGCAAGCGGCCGCUGCCCGACUCCCCACCGGACUACCUCUCACAGUCGGGCAGCCGAUCCCGUUCAGGUAUAGAGGAACCGCGCGACUCAAGAAGAAAUGUAGUGAGCGAGUGGCCGCAAUUGUCGUGUCGGGAUCGAGCAGGCCUGCGGUCGCAGAGACCGCCUUUGCAUGCUAGCUGCCCGCGCUGCCCGCACUCCUACUAUGAUGGUAAGUGUAGACUAGAAUAUAAUCUAGAAAAAUAUGUUACAUUAAUUAUGAUAUAA
Messenger RNA from Cydia splendana, 680 nucleotides. RefSeq names its product tachykinin-like peptides receptor 86C (gene NGR-A32). Gene Ontology annotation, biological process: G protein-coupled receptor signaling pathway. NCBI's taxonomy places the organism in Eukaryota, Metazoa, Arthropoda, Insecta, Lepidoptera, Tortricidae. The coding region runs from base 54 to 680 and encodes 208 amino acids. Gene Ontology annotation, cellular component: plasma membrane. The record is from RefSeq and is a predicted model, not a curated record. The transcript is spliced from 4 exons. Gene Ontology annotation, molecular function: tachykinin receptor activity.